Gymnogyps californianus (California condor) is the source of this 2593-nucleotide messenger RNA. RefSeq names its product gasdermin E (gene GSDME). The record is from RefSeq and is a predicted model, not a curated record. The coding region runs from base 397 to 1902 and encodes 501 amino acids. NCBI's taxonomy places the organism in Eukaryota, Metazoa, Chordata, Aves, Accipitriformes, Cathartidae. The transcript has 11 exons. Gene Ontology annotation, cellular component: cytoplasm. Gene Ontology annotation, biological process: programmed cell death.
CCUCCCUUCCCGGCGGGCUGAGCCUCCCCCCACCACCACCCCGCGUUCCGACGGCUGGCCGGGGCAGGGGCAGCGGGGCCUCGGCGCGCCGUGUGCCCCCCGCCGCCCCGCCCGACCCUGUCACACGCUCAGGAGGAGCCGCUGCGGCCGCCUCGCUGAUUGCCGCAGCUCCGCUUUCCUUCCCUGCCUGCCUGCCUGCCUGUGCGCGCCCUCCGGCUUCGCGAGGGGGAAAUCGAGGCUGAACGGCUGCAGUUCACGUGUGGUACAGCUGCACCAGCAAAUAUGCUCCCUGCAAGGACGUUCCCAGCACAGCGAAGUGUGGGAGACGCCGACGCUGUCAUUCUGAGGCUGAAGGCAGUCCCAUCUCUCCUGCCUGGCUUUAACUGAUUCCCCAAGAUGUUUGCAAAAGCAACAAAGAAUUUUGUGAGAGAAACUGAUGGUGGAGGUGACUUGAUCCCUGUCUCCCACUUGAACGCCUCAGACAAGCUGCGGCUUCUGAGCUUAGUUACGAAAAGGAGGAAAUUCUGGUGCUGGCAGAAGCCCAAGUAUCAUUUCUUGACAGUCACCCUGAGUGAUGUGCUUACUGAAGGCAAACCGAUAAAACCAGUAAUUGUGGAGUCUGACUUUGCAAAAUAUAUGGGCAAGUUUGAAGAUUUCGUUCAAGGAAGUAUUGAAGCUUCGUUUGGAAAGAUCAGCCUGGGAGCUGGAGGGAAGGGCUAUGUGGAAAACCAGUCCUCGUUUGGAAACCUGAGGAAGCAGGAGGUUGACUUACAGCAGCUUAUGAAAGAUGUCAAGGACAGAACAAUAAAUCUAAACAGUAGUUUACUGCAACAAGUAAUAGAAAGAAAACGUGAAGUGCUGUGCAUCUUGAGAGAAAAGAUAAUAACAACUCAGAAGUGUACGAUAUCUGAACAUAUCCAGACAGAAGAAAAAAUCAGCGGUGUGAUGGGAUGCAGUACAAAAAUAGUAAAGGUUUCAGUGAGUGAAAAUGGAAGUAUGAUGAAGGAUUCUAGUGUGAUCCUUGAAAUUCCUCCUGCGACCACUAUUGCCUACGGUGUAAUUGAACUGUUUAUAAAGCACAGUGGCCAGUUUGAAUUCUGUCUGCUAGAUGAACAACAAGGAGGUUUUGAAAAAGAAAGCACAGAAGGCUCAACUUAUCCCCACUCAGCACUAUUCAGAGAUGCUUUGUUUCUCUAUCAGCCAGAUGCUGUUGAUAAUGAGAUAUACUCUGGGGCUAAAAACCUCAUUCCCAGUGAUGCUUCUUUAAGUGUAUUGAAACAAGAUCUGUCACGGUUGAAGACUCAGUUCCAGCCCUUUGUGAAGCUGCCAGAAGACAAGCAAAGAGCUUUAUAUAAAACCCUUUGUGAACUCUUGCUCCGUGAAGAAAUGGUAACUGCCCUGGAGGAUGUGUUAGAUGAUAUCUGCACAGGAGACAAGCCAGAUCUGAAGGAGUUAAAACCUGCACAACAAGGAGACCUCAUUGACUUCUUGCAGCUCUUAGGAUGCAGUUUACAGAGUGAGCUGUUGUUGCAGAAAUAUCAGCCUCAGGAUGAAGAACUCUUCUCAGCUGCUCACCUCCUCAUCAGUGCUCUCUCUGAGCUGUCUGAUUACACUCUUGUCCUGCUGCGUGCCUGCUGUGAUCUUCAGGUUGUUCCGGCAUUGUGUUGUUUGCCUAACAUCGCUUCAGCCGAUGGCACUGUGGCGCUGAGCGGUCCUUUGGUGGCUACUCUCACUGACAGAGGAAGAUUUGAUGUCGUGCAAAGGCUGUUUGCUUCAUCAAACAUUAAUUUGGAAAUGACAGAGUCUUCUGUAAAAGCUGUAACUAUGAAAGAACCUAGAUUCUUCCCACUUGUUCUUUAUGUUGCGUUGUAUGGAUUUUAUGCUUUAGGUGGGAAUGCAUAGGAGCUUUGCUGAGUAUCCAGUUAUUGCUCUAGCCUGUUCUUUCUUCUGUAGCUCUGCAGUGUAGCGUUGGUGUGUUUGAGCGAGCGGUAGAGCCACUCAGUUGAGUCCUUAUGGCAGUCCAGCCAGGUGGUGUGGAGGUCAGGGUGGACUCGGCAUGCCUGGGGUGGGCACUCUGCACUGCCAUCAGGUGUGCCGCUGCUCUGCGGUUUCGCUAAGGUACGUAUGUCUGCAGUGGGAAAUACAUAAACGAAGGAUGAAGGGGAGGAAGUAAAAAAGAGGAGCCCGGAACAGGAAUUGAACAUGGCUGUUCUGGUAGUUGUCAGAUCUGCAGGGCAGUAGAAGCCUGAUUGCUUGCGUUAAUAUGCGUGGGAGAAAACUGCAAAGUACGAACUGCUUUUUGUAAGCAAGCAAACAAGCAGGCUGUGGAAAUCCAGGGUUCUGCAAUGCAGUAAAUGUUUCGCUCAUUUAAGUCUUGAUGUGCAGAAUGCCUUCACUCUGGGGCAGGUGGAAUGGAGGGCUCUCAAAGAGGUACUGGAUUAGGUUUUCAUUUAUUAAGUGUAGUUUGGCUUUAUGGAUGUGAACUGCACACUGCAAGAAAUCAAAAAAACUCUUCUUCAAAAACUAAGACCACCUUAGGGAUUUAUGCCUCUGUACAGCAUUUCUGUUUUCUAAUAAAUUUUUACUCACCUUA